Molecule: messenger RNA, 1959 nt
Organism: Photinus pyralis (common eastern firefly)
Lineage: Eukaryota; Metazoa; Arthropoda; Insecta; Coleoptera; Lampyridae
Gene: Etf-QO
Product: electron transfer flavoprotein-ubiquinone oxidoreductase, mitochondrial
Exons: 7
Coding region: 93-1883 (596 amino acids)
Biological process (GO): electron transport chain
Cellular component (GO): mitochondrial inner membrane
Molecular function (GO): electron-transferring-flavoprotein dehydrogenase activity; iron-sulfur cluster binding
Source: RefSeq, a predicted model, not a curated record
UACAACUCAAAGCAUGGUGACAGUCAGCUGUGAUGUUGUUGCCACAAAUCAGCUGAAGUAUGCAGUAACCCUAGCAACAAACUACAAAAAUCAUGGCAACUAAAAGUUUAUUAAAAUUGAAUUCUUUAAGCCACCUGAGGUGGUCCUCGACGUCCACCUUUCCAAAAAUCACGACACACUACACAAUUCAUCCGCGCGAAACGGACGAAAGAUGGAAAGAUGUAAAGAUGGAGCGGUUCGAAGACGCAACCGAUGUACUAAUCAUUGGGGGAGGGCCUGCCGGCAUGUCGGCCGCAAUCAGGGCAAAACAACUGGCGGCGGCCAGCGGGCAGGAAAUUCGUGUUUGCGUAGUCGAGAAAGCUUCCGAGGUUGGUGGUCACACGCUGUCGGGAGCGUGCAUCGAACCGAUAUCGUUGAACGAACUAAUACCAGAUUGGAAAGAGAAAGGAGCUCCUUUGAAUACGCCGGUAACGGAGGACAAAUUCGGAUUGUUAACUAAAUCUGGACGGAUUCCAAUUCCAAUUUUGCCUGGUAUGACGCUAAGAAACCAUGGUAACUACGUGGUGCGACUGGGCCACUUUGUCAAGUGGUUAGGCGAGCAAGCCGAAGAGCUGGGCGUCGAGAUAUAUCCGGGAUACGCGGCGUCUGAGAUUCUGUUUCACAAGGAUGGCAGCGUAAAAGGCGUCGCGACUAACGACGUGGGAAUCGCAAAAGACGGCGCUCCCAAAGACAACUUCGAGCGCGGAAUGGAGUUGCACGCGAAGUGUACGAUUUUCGCCGAAGGUUGCCACGGUCAUUUAAGCAAGCAAAUAAUUCAGAGGUUCAAUUUGCGUAGCGACAGCGAGCCGCAAACUUACGGACUGGGAUUAAAGGAGUUAUGGGAAAUUGAUCCGGGACAACACAAACCUGGGCGAGUGGAACAUACGGUGGGAUGGCCGCUGGAUACGCGCACUUACGGUGGUUCAUUUUUGUAUCACUUAAACGAAUCGACCCCACUUAUAGCGGUCGGCUUUGUGGUAGGCUUAGAUUAUACUAAUCCAUACAUCAGUCCAUUUAAGGAGUUCCAAAGAUUUAAGUUGCAUCCCUCUGUUAAACAUUAUUUUGAAGGUGGAACUAGAAUCGGUUACGGAGCGAGAGCAAUUGUCGAGGGAGGUAUUCAGAGUUUGCCCAAAUUAACCUUCCCAGGGGGGUGUUUGGUAGGGUGCUCGGCCGGCUUCCUCAACGUUCCGAAAAUAAAGGGCACUCAUAAUGCCAUGAAAAGUGGAAUGUUGGCGGCCGAAGCGACCCUAGAGGCGAUUAACGGCGAAAAACAAAGUACGGAAGGGUAUGAACCCAAAAGCUACACUGACAAAAUUAAAAACAGCUUUGUCUGGAAAGAACUGCACGCGAUUAGAAAUUGCCGUCCGAGUUUUCAUAAAGGACUAUACGGUGGUAUACUGUACAGCGGCUUCUCCAUGAUGAUCGGCGGGCGCGAGCCUUGGACAUUCAAACACGGAGGUCGAGAUUGCGAUAGCUUAAAACCAGCAGCUGAAUGUAAACCAAUCGAUUAUCCUAAACCGGACGGAAAAAUUACCUUCGACAUCCUCACAUCGGUAUCCCUAACCGGUACAAAUCACGAGGACAAUCAACCAGCUCAUUUAACACUUAAAGAUGAUAGCGUACCUGUUAAAGUAAAUUUGGAUAAGUACGACGGUCCGGAAGGAAGGUUUUGCCCUGCAGGCGUUUACGAAUUUGUUCCUUUAGAAUCUGGAGAUGGGCAAAGAUUGCAAAUAAACGCUCAAAACUGCAUUCAUUGUAAGACUUGCGAUAUUAAAGAUCCGACGCAGAAUAUUAACUGGGUUACACCAGAAGGUGGCGGCGGUCCGGCUUACAAUGGAAUGUAAUAAUGCAAUUUUUAUAAACUAUUUGUACAUUUCUUAUAAUUGAUGUCUUUUACAUUAUUAAAUGAUUUUAUUAUUC